CGCCGCCCUGCACCGCUGCUUCGAGUGGGCAGGCGAGGCCUACGCACAGGCCGGCUUGGUCAGGCAUCAAGCGAAGCAGCGUCGUGCCCAGUCGGAGGGCACGGCGCUCGGGGCCGAGAUCCUGGGGGAGGAGGGCCAAGCGGGUGCCGAACGACCGCGCCGGCUACGGCUGGCCGACCUCAGCCUCCUCGUGGCCACAGGGCGACGUCGCACCGGAGCCUUGCUGCGGGCCGUCGUCAGCUCCUGGAUAUUCGUGCUCCUCUUCCGGCGACCUCUGUUGUGCCUCCUGUGGCACGCGUUCAGGUCUCUGCCCGACCCCGCAGACGAUGCCCGGGUCUUUGAGUUGCCCGCAGCGGUCCGCCUGGAGCUCGCCAUGCUGGCCGCGCUGGCACCUGCGCGCGCCUGGCCCGCGCACUUGCUGGGCCAGCACGGGGAGUGGUUGUUGGCCAGAGGGUCUGAGCGCGACCGCAGCGACUUCGAAGAGGCGCCGCGCGCCGAGGGGCAGCAGCUGCGAGCGAGCGACCCCGAGCGGGCAUUGGUGGAGCGAUUCGACGUCAUGGAAAUCUUCACCGGUCCGCGCAGCCCCUUCCUGGUGGCAUGUUCUCGGCGUGGGCUCCGGGUAGGACCGCUCAUAGAUUUGAGCCGCAGCCCGGCUUGGGACCUCCGCUCAGGGCGGCUGCUGGAGUGGAUCAUCUAUCUCGUCGUUAACCUGCGCGUCUUGUACAUCCAUAUGUGCCCGCCUGGCAGUAGCUUUAGCAGGGCGCACAGACCGCCGUUACGCUCGCGGACGCGCCCGCUGGGCUUCGACGCCCGCGAGCCGCGCACCCGCCCCGGCAACGAGCUCCUCCUGGCGACCCUCAUCGUGCUCACCGUCGUGCGCCGCAGCCCCGGAGUGGCCGGCAGCUGGGCAUACCCUCGGCAGUCGUUGUCGUGGAUGGUGCCGCAGGUCGUCAAGUUCAUGAGCCACGCAGCUUGCAGCUCUCUGCGGCUUUCGCUGUGCUCGUUUGGGUCCGCCCUUCGCCGGGGCGUGCAGUUCGGCACGGUGCUCGCGCAAUUCUUGGCGCCGCUAGCGCGGCCGUGCGCUGGCUUCCAUCGCCACGAUCGGGGGUCGCUUCCAGCCCGGGCCAGUUCAGCUCGUGACGUCGCGGACGCCACUGGCACGGACGUCAGGACUGUUACGGCGCGAUGCGCACGCGGCUCCGGAUACCCGGAUGCGCUCUGCGACGAGUGGGCCCGUUUGAUACUCGGGCACGUGAGCGAGGCGCGACGCGCCGCCUGCUGCAGCGAGGCCGACGCGUGCGCGGAGCCGGAGAACUCUCUCUUAGUCAACGAGGUGGCGGUGGGGGCUGCGUGGAAGGAAAGCUACUGCUUGCAUACCAACGACCGCGACCACAUCAACAUCCGCGAGAUCCGGGCGUACAUCCAUGGGAUGCGCAGGCAGGCUGCUGCGCGCCCCUGCUCUCGCCAGGUCUACUUGAUGGAUUCCCUGGUCAGCCUGGGCGCCAUGGCCAAGGGUAGAUCGCCGUCGAGGCCUCUGAACGAGGAGCUGCGCGCGGCCGUGCCGGACGUCGUUGGCUACGACCACUACCCGGGGGGCCUCUUCUGCCCGACGCGCCUCAACGCUGCAGAUGAUCCCACGCGUGCCCGGGCAGUUCGCCGCCCUGGUCUCUGCCCUGGUUGGUUGGCCCUCCGUCGCGAAGAAGAUUUCCAGGCUUUCGACUUCUGGGCGUCGCUUCCGCUCCAAAGUAGGCGCGUCUCGGAUUGGGCUCGGCUCUUUGUCCUCUUGACUCUUCGCCAGCCUCGGCUUACCUGGCCGUGGCACCUGCGCGACUUCGACAGCACCUUGGGCUUCCCUGGGGAGUGCCCGAGGCCGCAGGCAUUGCCAGCCUGGGCGCGCCACCAGAUUGACCUGGCGCGCACUCGGGCUCUAGCUCCUCGCACGGUGGCUCGCCGUGCCACGCUGGCUAGGCGAUUUGAUUCGUGGCUGGCGCGGCAGCGCGCGACCACCACCGAGAACCUCGCGUUGCUCGGCGGCCGCGAGAUGAGCCGGGCGCUGGCGGCUUACGGGCAGUUCCUGUACGACUCUGGCGAGCCUUUGGGUAUUUACGUGGAUACCAUCACCGCCGUGGUCGACGCGGACCGCUCGUUGCGACGCCAGCUUCAGGCUGCUUGGGACGUUGCUGACGCCUGGCGCGCACUUGUGCUGGCGCGCAACCACGUGCCCACGCCUCCAGUCUUGUCGUUGGCUAUGGUGUCUUUGGCAUUGAUGUGGGGGUGGAUCGACGUCGGUGCCCUCAUAUACUUGUGUUUCGUCGCCAUGCUGCGCCCGGGCGAGCUCCUCGCCCUUACGCCGGAAGACAUCAUUCUGCCCAGCGCCUUGCUCGCCAACACGCCCCGCGCGUACGUGCGCAUCAUGCUCCCGAAGACUCGCCGCGUGGCCGCCCGAUUGCAGCACGUCCGAAUCGACGACCCCGCACUCAUCGGCCUGCUGGAAGCAUGGCUUCCCCGCGCCAGCCCAGGACAGCGGCUCUGGGCAGGAUCUGCCUCACAAUUCCGGUCGGCUCACAACGCCUUGGUCGAGUUUUUCGGCGUGCCGUCCUCCGACGGCGUCGGCAUCACUCCAGCUAGCCACCGGGGUGGGGGGGCAACUAGGUUCUACGAGUGCACGGACGAUCUGCCCCGCACGCAGUGGCGCGGCCGCUGGCAGGCCGCCCGGACGCUUGAAAUCUACGUUCAGGAG
This is a messenger RNA of Prorocentrum cordatum, 2740 nucleotides long. The record is from the annotation of a GenBank genome assembly. NCBI's taxonomy places the organism in Eukaryota, Dinophyceae, Prorocentrales, Prorocentraceae.